This is a messenger RNA of Cutaneotrichosporon oleaginosum, 1653 nucleotides long. The record is from RefSeq and is a predicted model, not a curated record. Lineage: Eukaryota; Fungi; Basidiomycota; Tremellomycetes; Trichosporonales; Trichosporonaceae.
CGGCCCCGGGGCAGCCGUCAUCCCACGGCCCAGGCAGAUCCGGACACCGGCGGACCGGACCUGGACGUGGGCGGGUCACGUUCUCAUCGACAGUGAGCUCGUACAUAUACCGAGGCUCUCUCUCUCGUCUCCCACAAGCUCGCCAGUUACUGCCUCUGGCCCUCUACCUCUCCUCUCUCUCCGAUAGCGACAAUGGCUCCUCAACUUCCUGACCUCCGCAUCCACAUCAUCGGCGCUGGCAUGGGCGGUGCCGGUGCGGCCCUCGCGUGUGCCAAGCAGGGCUUCAAGGACAUCCACGUCUGGGAGGCGGCUCCCGCGAUCGGCGAGGUCGGCGCGGGCAUCAACAUCCCCCCCAAUCUCGCACGCGUGCUCGACAGCUGGGGCGUUCUCAGCAUCUGCACGGACGAGGGUAUUGUGAUCACGCACGCCAACGUGCUCGACUGCGAGACGGACGAGGUCCUCACCACCGCCGACUACUCUGGCUACAUGGAGCAGAACUUUGGCUACCCCUUCACGACGGUGCACCGGUCUGCUCUGCAGAAGUGCCUGUUGGAAGGAGCGAAGAGCUCGGGCGUAGUCAACUUCCACCUGGGCAACUUUAUCACCGAGUACGACUUUGACAACACGCGGUUCCAGGUCAAGCACCGGCCGCGCGACGCGAACGGGAGUGCAUCGAAUGUGACGAGCGGCGGCGGUGCUGCCGACGCCGUGACGGGCAAGCUGGCCGAGGGCGGCGAGACCGAGUGGAUCGAUGCCGACGUCAUUAUCUGUGCGGACGGCAUCAAGUCCAAGGCGCGCGCGGCGAUGAUGGCGCGCAAGGGCGAGGUCGACGAGGUCGAGGACACCGGCCAGGCCGCGUACCGCAUCAUGGUGCGCCGCUCCGCCAUCAACGAGGAUCCCGAGCUCGUCCCCUUCUUCACCGGCACCCAGUCGUACCGCUGGAUCGGCGAGAAGCGGCACAUCAUCGCGUACCCGAUCGAGCGCGGCGACCUGUUCAACAUGUCGACGACGCAGCCGGACCGCCACUUUGUCGAGGCUGACACCUGGACCGCCGUCGGGUCCAAGGACGAGAUGCUCAAGACGUUCCACGACUUCUGCCCACGCGUGCAGAAGCUGCUCAACCUGGUGCCCGAGGGCGAGGUGCUCGAGUGGAAGCUGCGCGCCCACAAGCCGCUCCCGCACUGGAUCGACGGCAACGCCGCGCUUGUCGGCGACGCGUGCCACCCCACGCUGCCACACAUCGCGCAGGGCGCAGCCAUGGCCGUCGAGGACGCCGCCGCGCUCGGCGUCAUCCUCGCCAAGGUCAAGAGCAAGGACGACAUCCACCAGGCCCUCCUCACAUACCAGAACCUCCGCAAGCCCCGCACCGACUGGGCCGUUCUUACCGCCGCGGCCAACUCGAAGGGCUUGCACACCAACGACAAGGAGGCGCGUAACGCCGCCUUCCGCAACGUCAAGAACGGCGGGCCAAACCCAGACAAGAUGAUUUCGCGCGAGAUCCACGACAGGCUCUUCCUCUACGAUGUCGAGAAGGACGCGGCCAAGCAGUACGACGCCCUCUUCGCCGCAGCAAAGGACGACUAGGCUGUACCAGUAGCAUUGCGAGUGUAGAAUUGGGUGCUUGGAUUGUAUGCAGGUUCAUUGGCAUUGGCA